GAUGGACGAUUCAGAUAUUAUGCUGAUGGAAUUCUAAGAAUAAAUAAACUCGAAGUGUUAAUAAUAGAGGUAUCGUCUGCCUAUGAUAAGGCAACAAAUGUAAAAUUCGCCUUUGAUCAUUACAAAGGCAUGUUCGGUGCAUUGUCCGUUCUAAAGAAUAUUGCAAGUAGAUAUAAAUAUGCUACUUUUAAUACUUCCAAGGAACUGAAAAUACAUUUUAUACACGCUUAUGGUAAA
Molecule: messenger RNA, 237 nt
Organism: Cokeromyces recurvatus
Lineage: Eukaryota; Fungi; Mucoromycota; Mucoromycetes; Mucorales; Mucoraceae
Exons: 1
Source: RefSeq, a predicted model, not a curated record